Messenger RNA from Penicillium brevicompactum, 1806 nucleotides. Its product is annotated as GMC family oxidoreductase. The record is from RefSeq and is a predicted model, not a curated record. The transcript has a single exon. Lineage: Eukaryota; Fungi; Ascomycota; Eurotiomycetes; Eurotiales; Aspergillaceae. Gene Ontology annotation, molecular function: flavin adenine dinucleotide binding; oxidoreductase activity, acting on CH-OH group of donors. Bases 1 to 1806 code for a protein of 601 amino acids.
AUGAAGUCCGAUAUGUGGAAGCUCACGAUCUUUUUCUCGUUGGCAGCCCAUGCCUUUGUGCCAGGAAACCCAAUUGAUGUCCAAUCCCACCUUUUAUCAGACCCCCUUCAGGUUUCCGGCAAGCAGUACGACUACAUCAUUGCUGGUGGUGGAUUGACUGGUCUUACGGUUGCCGAGCAACUCAGCUCCAAUCCAAACAUCAGUGUCCUUGUUAUCGAGAAAGGCUUUUACGAGUCCAACAAUGGCCCUAUCAUCGAGGAUCCCAACACCUAUGGUCAAAUCUUUGAGACCACUGUUGAUCAGCAGUUCUCCACCUCAGAGCUUGCUAUCAACAACAAGACUAUGUCCAUCAAGUCUGGCAAGGGACUAGGUGGCUCAACUUUGAUCAACGGGGGUUCCUGGACUCGUCCGGAUAAAGUACAAAUUGACUCGUGGGAGAAGGUGUUCGGCAUGGAAGGAUGGAACUGGGACACUGUGUUUGAAGCUAUGAACAAGAUCGAGCGUGCUCGCCCUCCCACCGCAGACCAGAUCCUUGCAGGGCAUUCCUUCGACCCCUCCUGUCAUGGGUUUAACGGAACCGUCCACGUCGGUCCUCGUGAUGAUGGCCAGCCAUUCUCACCCAUUAUGCGAGCCCUGAUCAACACUACGUCCGAAUCUGGCAUCCCUACUCAGGGUGACUUCCUCUGUGGCCAUCCUCGUGGAGUCUCUAUGAUCUACAACAAUCUCGAUGAGGACCAAGUCCGCGCUGAUGCUGCCCGCGCUUGGCUUCUUCCCAACUACAAGCGGGAGAACCUUCAUAUCUUGACCGGCCAGAUGGUUGGGAAAGUUCUAUUUGAUGACUCUGGUCUCAAGGCUACUGGUGUCAACUUCGGCGUGAAUAAGGCAGUCAAUUUCAACGUGUACGCGAAGCAUGAGGUCUUGUUGGCUGCGGGCUCCGCUAUCUCCCCUCUCAUUCUUGAGUACUCUGGCAUUGGCCUCAAUUCCGUCCUUACCAAAGCUGGUAUUGAACAACGUUUGGAAUUGCCCGUUGGUCUCAACAUGCAAGACCAGACGACCACAACUGUUCACUCCCGUGCCAACGCACAAGGCCAAGGCCAGGCAGUGUACUUCGCCAAUUUUACGGAGGUCUUUGGCGACCGCAGCUCGUAUGCUAUUGAUCUUCUAAACAACAGCCUUGACCAAUGGGCUGAAGAGACUGUUGCCCGCGGUGGUUUCCACAAUGUGACUGCUCUGAAGAUCCAGUACUCGACUUAUCGUGACUGGCUUCUUGAGGAUGACGUUGCUUUUGCGGAGCUCUUCCUGGACACCCUGGGUAAUAUCAACUUCGAUGUCUGGGAUCUCAUCCCUUUCACCCGUGGAUCAACCCAUGUGCUAAGCAGCGAUCCCUAUCUACUUCAAUAUGCCAACGAUCCCAUGUACUUCUUGAAUGAGCUUGAUCUUCUUGGGCAAGCUGCUGCCACUAAGCUUGCUCGCGAAAUUUCAUCGAAAGGCGCAAUGAAAGGGUACUUCGAUGGUGAAACCCUUCCUGGGAACCACCUGGAUCAAGAUGCCAACCUGGACCAGUGGGUGACGUACGUACAGCAAAACUUCAGACCCAACUACCACGCUAUUGGAACAUGUUCAAUGAUGUCACAGGAACUUGGAGGUGUUGUCGAUGCCAGCGCCAAGGUGUACGGCACUCAGGGCCUUCGAGUCAUUGAUGGAUCCAUUCCGCCCACCCAGGUCUCUGCUCAUGUUAUGUCAGUUUUCUAUGGUAUGGCAAUGAAGAUAGCCGAGUCUAUACUGGCUGAUCACGCGCGGUCCUAA